AUCCCUGUGGUGCGGUGCCACGUCAAAUCGAUCCAAGAUGGCGCCCAACAAGUAUUCUGUGCUUCUUCCCACUUACAAUGAGAGAGAAAAUCUACCGCUUAUCGUUUGGUUAAUUGUUAAAGCUUUCACAGAAAGUGGACAUGAUUUUGAGAUUAUAGUCAUUGACGAUGGAAGUCCUGAUGGAACCCUUGAGGCAGCCAAGCAGCUUGAGAAUAUUUACGGCAGUGAUAAAAUUGUUUUAAGACCAAGAGAAAGAAAGCUAGGUUUAGGCACGGCAUACAUCCAUGGGAUGAAGCAUGCAACAGGGGAUUUUAUCAUCAUAAUGGAUGCUGACUUGUCACAUCACCCCAAGUUUAUACCAGAAUUUAUCAGGAAACAAGCAGAAAAAGAUUACGAUAUUGUAUCUGGUACAAGAUACAGUGGUGACGGAGGUGUAUUUGGAUGGGACUUAAAGAGAAAACUAAUAAGUCGUGGAGCUAACUAUCUCACCCAAGUCCUUCUACGACCAGGAGCCUCAGACUUAACUGGAAGCUUCAGGUUAUACAAAAAAGAAGUGCUGCAGAAGUUAGUAGACGCUUGUGUUUCUAAAGGUUAUGUCUUCCAGAUGGAAAUGAUUGUACGAGGAAGACAGUUAGGAUAUACUAUUGGAGAGGUACCAAUAUCAUUUGUCGACAGAGUUUAUGGAGAAUCCAAACUUGGCGGUAGUGAAAUUGUCCAUUUUGCUAAAGGACUGUUAUACUUGUUCGCAACUACAUAGUAGUGUUAUAGUAAAAAAGACUGUGCCAAGA
Messenger RNA from Actinia tenebrosa (Australian red waratah sea anemone), 788 nucleotides. RefSeq names its product dolichol-phosphate mannosyltransferase subunit 1. Lineage: Eukaryota; Metazoa; Cnidaria; Anthozoa; Actiniaria; Actiniidae. The record is from RefSeq and is a predicted model, not a curated record. Gene Ontology annotation, cellular component: endoplasmic reticulum membrane. Gene Ontology annotation, molecular function: dolichyl-phosphate beta-D-mannosyltransferase activity. Gene Ontology annotation, biological process: dolichol-linked oligosaccharide biosynthetic process; protein O-linked glycosylation via mannose; GPI anchor biosynthetic process.